This is a messenger RNA of Phodopus roborovskii (desert hamster), 1624 nucleotides long. RefSeq names its product testis specific 10 interacting protein (gene Tsga10ip). Gene Ontology annotation, cellular component: cilium; ciliary basal body; photoreceptor connecting cilium. Bases 1 to 1605 code for a protein of 534 amino acids. Gene Ontology annotation, biological process: cilium organization. The record is from RefSeq and is a predicted model, not a curated record. The transcript has 8 exons. NCBI's taxonomy places the organism in Eukaryota, Metazoa, Chordata, Mammalia, Rodentia, Cricetidae.
AUGCUAAACACUGACCAACUGUUGGCCAGGGCCAUAUCGGAGAGACCAAGACACAGCACAGAGCCCUUGGUUCCAGUGACAGCCACAGGGCUGUUCAAACUUCUAUCAAGCAUCUCUCCGGAGGAGCAGGGGAACCUUGGGAGUGGUGAUAGCCUCCAGAGUCAGAGCUGCCAGCUGCAGAGGUCUCAGAGUGCAGGACAGACAGCAAAGAAGGAACGCAAGCCCCGGAGGCGGACCAAGAAAGGACAAGGUUCAGCUGAGGCAGAGGAGAGGAGGAUCCUCACUCUGACUCCUGCCCUCUCCUUCAGUCUCUUCACUGCACCUUCUCGGAAGCCUUCCUUCCCUUUCCAGUGGGCCUGGGAAAGCUUCAUCAUAGAUGGCCAGGCUCUGCUUCAACCAAGUUCCUCUGUGGCCCCUGGCCACCGAUCCCUGCUUUUGCCCCCAGCAGCCCCCCAGCUCAAGUCCAAGCGCAAGUCAGUAGCCAGCCUCUCAGAAGAUGUUGGCUUCAGCCAGAAGACAGAAGUGCAAACCCUGGAGAGGAGACAUCAGCCAGGAGGCUGGACCAGCAUCGCCCUCCCUGUGGGCAAAGCAGAAAGCCAAGGGCUGGAGCGAUGCAGCCAGGGUGGCUUCUGCUCACCAGGAAAAGCAUCAGGGUCAGAGUCUGAGGAUGUCUCAGAGGUAGAAAGCCAGGAGGCUGAGGAGGCAGAGAGGGUUCAGAGCCCUGGGGAACGGCCCCAGAUCCCAGGGAGGGGCUUGAUCUGGGAGGAGGAGUGGAUCUCAGAGGUGACAGAGGAGGAGGAACACAGUGCCCCCCAAAGGAGGAAGGGCAGCUCUCAUAAUAAGGGAAGGAAUUCUGGAGAAAAGGCGUCAGAAGAAGGGGAGCAACAGGGCCACAUCCAGAGAAGCAGCUCCAGCUUCAGCAGCCUCCUAAAGCCGCAGAGGGGGAAGUCAAGAGCCAAGGAGCUCAAGGGGCCCUGGGACCUGGAGCGGCUACACAAGCAGUUACAAGAGGAAUUGGAUUGUGGUCCCCAAAAGCAGACCUGGAAUGCUUUGCGGGCAGCUGUCCAGGCCUCUGCCAGAAAUAGGAAGACCCCUACCUUGGGAGAUGACGAAAGUUUCUUGUCUGCCAACUUCCCUAAUCGCACCUUCCAUAAACGACAGGAGGCCACCAGAAACCUGCUGCAGGCUUGGGAACGGCAGCAGCUGGAGGAGCGGCAGCAGGCUGAGAUGCGCAGGGCUCGGGAACAUCAGGUGCAGCAGCAGGUGGCCCGAUGCCUGGCAGCCUACACACCCCGAGGGAGCAGAGGGGCCUUGGCUGCUCAGCGCAAACUAGAGGAGCUGAGGCGCAAGGAGCGACAGCGUUUUGCUGAGUAUCAGACAGAGCUGCAGGGCAUCCAGCACAGGGUGCAGGCCCGGCCCUUCCUGUUCCAGCAGGCCAUGCAGACCAAUGCCAGGCUCACAGCAAAUCGUCGAUUCUCCCAGGUGCUGUCAGCAUUGGGAGUAGAUGAAGAACAGCUGCUGGCUGAGGCAGGCAGUGCAGAGGGCACCUCUCGGAAGCACAGGAGCCACCGGUCAUUUGGAGUAGAAAUGGAGCCCUCUUCUUAGAGCCCCCCAAAGAUAGAAC